UAUCGUUAUAAAAUUGAAGAUAUGGAAUCUCCGGAAUUUUUUUGUAACAAAUGUGUGCUCCCGAUGGAUGAUAGUGGUCCACCAUUCUCAUUUACUCAGUGUGGACAUAUUUAUUGUCAUAAAUGCAUCACUAGAGUCGGAAACCACUGUCCAACCUGUAAUAACACUGGGAUCCAAUCAAUGCCAUUAGUGGCACCUUUACCACCAUCUAUUUCCAAUUUGUUUGUUCCUUUAUCUCAACUUAAUGAACAAUUGGAAUCGCUUUCGAAAUUUCAAAGCGGACAAUGUGCGAUUGCAAACAAGAGCUUUGAAAAAUCGCAUACAAAAUUCGAAUUAUUGAAAAAAGGUUAUUGGGAAAAUCGCAAACGUGUUGAACGAGAGAAGAAAGAGCUACUAAUAUUGCAAGAAAAAUAUGAUAAUUUAAAAGCAAGGGAAAUGUAUGCUUCUCACCAAAGUACUUCAGCUAACAACGCACAAGUUUUUAAUUUUUCAAAUGUUGAUAAUUUAUAUCAGCAUCAAAUCAAUUCUAGUUCUGCUACAAUCUCUACACGUAAUUUACCUCAGCAACCCAUGUCACGUCACCAUAACCAUCGAAAUUAUAAUGACUCAAAAUAUCUUUAUCCUGGAUAUAAUACUACAGAUUCAGGACAUAACACAAUAACGUCAACGUAUCGAGGAUCAACUACUGAUACAUCAGUUACUCCGGAGAAUAUUUUUCGUAAUCCAAGGAUAACUAAAGCACCAAGAUCGAAGAAAUCGACUUGA
Cotesia congregata is the source of this 765-nucleotide messenger RNA. The record is from the annotation of a GenBank genome assembly. Lineage: Eukaryota; Metazoa; Arthropoda; Insecta; Hymenoptera; Braconidae.